AACUAGUUCCACAGAAACUGAGUUGCAACAAGCUAACGAUAGUGACAAACGAUGCUGAUUAUAAUAUAUAAAUUCUUUUUGUAGUGUUUUGCUUUUACAAGAUCUUUAAAUGAAAAAUGUCACUCGCAGUUAUUGCUCUUCCUUUACUCUAUUUGUGUACAAAAUAUAAUUAAAUUGUGUUCCUAUCUUAAUCUCUCCAAUCUUACCAUGCGUGAGCUGUUAGGUUUGGUACCUGCUUGAUCGCGCAGCUAAGAUCAAAUCGGCCUAAUGAGAAGUAUUUAAAUAUCUCCUUGUUGAUAAUGGCGUUGAGGAACUAGUCUUUAUCGUAUCUGAAAUUUAUCAAUGAAAAAAGAAAUGAAAAAGGUAAGCAGAGCAACAUGAAGGAAGGCACAAAGCGUAAAACCAAUCUGUUGUUACUUUUAGUCGUUUUAACAAACGUGGCAACAUCAGCGAAUAUUGAUGACUUAAUCGAAGCAGUUUCCAAGGACACAACAUCUCUCUGGCUUUAUAAGAACAUGUUCCCAAACUUAGACUCAUUGCUACUUGACGAGAGUUGUUUGGAGCAUGGAAUAGCGAUUGAUGGAAAGAAGACAGUUGAAAGAAUUCAGCGGAUGGUAGAAUCAGCUCUCAAAGGUGAAGAUGUUACCAUGUUUGUACUGGGUGGUUCCUCGACAUUGGGGGCAGAUCUAGGAAAAGAUAACUUAAAACUCACUUAUCAUUAUGCCCUUGCUGAUUGGUGGAACAAGACAAUUGGUUCUGUCACUGGGAGCUACAUGCAAAGGAAAAUUGUUGCUGUUGGUGGAGUAGGCACGACGUAUUUCGGACAUUGCUGGCAAGAAUAUGUAAACACUGAUGAGAAAUUCGAUUUGGUCACGUGGGAAUUUGCUAUCAACGACCCAGAUUCGUUGCAAUAUGAUAAGGCUGUCGAGAGGUUUUCAAGAGACGUGCUAUCUAUGCAGUCUAGACCAGGACUUGUGUUUGUUAAUUUCGCAAGCAAAGGUAAAAUAGCCUCAAGUGCAGUAGAUAAAUGCAAAAGACAUGAAAAUGAGGCAAGAACUGUAGAUGAGAUGGCAAAGCAUUAUUUUAGUACUUCUAUAAGAUGGGAGAGAUCUUUGUGCGCCUGUAAGAAUCUAGACUUGAAAAAGAAUAUUGGGAAACUCUUUCAUAACAAUCAUCCCAAAGUAAUUGGCCAUGCACAGAUGGCAUAUGUAUUGAUAAACUAUUUCAAGAAAAGUAUUUUGGAUGGUUUAAAGAAACCAUCAACUCGACAAUUAUAUAUUGGCUAUAUGGACCCUGGGGGGCAAGCAAAUAUGGCUGCUAAUGGAUUGUACUCUAACAAUGCUAUACCAUCAUUGCUACCUGAGCCAGUUUUCAUGACCAAGGAAGACAUGAACAGUGCAUCGAAAUGUUUCACUUCCAUUACCCCUGGGCCAGAGAAUCCUCCAAAGCACGAGUUAGGGAGCCUCCCUGUUCUAUUGAAUAACGGCUUUACUAUGUUAGAGGAAUCUCCAUGGAAUUCAGUCCCUGAAAAGCGUUAUGACUCAACUGGAGGGUACAUAACACAAAACUCUGGUAGCUCCCUUAGGCUCAAGUUCCAUGUUCCAAGUAGCAAUGCUCUUUCAAUGUCACAAAUCUCUGUCACGGUGAGGAACAAAUAUUUUGGAGGAAGAGUUCGGUUUGUGUUGAAUGAUGGAACUGCAAAUGAAAAGAUUGUACAUGCUGAUACAUCCGAGAAAAAGAAGGCUGGGACAAAUUCAAUAGAGCUUGGGCAGGUUUCAGCUGGGAUGCAAACGCUAUCCAUUCAUACAGAAACCGGAGGGUGCAACCUCUGUGCUAUUAUAAUAGACUGAUCUACAAUAUCAACUUCAGUAGAAAAUUUUUAUAAGAUUUCAAUGAAACAUGUGAAAUGUUGGGUCAAAUUCAGUAAGAAAUAUAAACUAAUAAAAGCAAACAACAGGUUUGAUUUUUCAAAAUGAAGGGAGGAUAUUUUUUUUCUUGGAAUGAAAAACUAAAAUAUUCAAAAUAUUUUUAACACUGGCCCAGAACUUUUACGAUUAAGUUGAAUUGCUACAAUUUGGAAUAAAGUAAUUUUUCUUUUGCUUUGGUGCAAGUUGCCAAUGCUCUACGAUACAUUGUUUCCUCGUGUGAAAUAAUUAUAAGUGAAUCGAUUUCUAAUUUUGUCUAAAUUUGAUGAGAAAAUAGUAUAGGUGUGUUGCAAAUCUAUGAUUUUUGACGGCCUCUACAUAGCCAAAAGAUGAACAUGGGUGUUACCGAUGGGUAAAAUAGGUGUUUCUAUUGUGAAAAAGGCGUUUUCUAAAAGUAAAAGGAGAGUGGCCUUUUAUUCUGUCUGUAUAGUUCCUGCUGCCUGGUAGCUCGCACUAUUUCUUUCGAACAUAGCUCAGCUCAGAAGAAUGAAAAUGUAAUUCAUUCGCUGGCUUCACUGUGCAUUGUUGCGCAAGCCACUAGGCACUAGGCUGUCAGAAAAUGCCACUUUGCCAACAAGGAAAGCUAGUUUCUUCCAGUUGCAAAUGUCCAAGACUGACGUUUGGCUAUGUAAAGGUAGCUAAAAAUCAUUGAACCCCAUCGCAAAAAAAACUUCGCCAGAAUCUUACCCCCUGGCCCACUUUCUCCAUAAUGUUCUCAAAAAAAUUUACAAGCAGGGGGAAUUAGCCCCAGUCUCUCCUGUGCGUGCUACUGUUGCGUGAAGGUAUCAUUGCUCGCAUCCAGGCAUGUUUUUGAACUUUGGAGAUAGAUGUUACGAAAGGUUGUAAAAGACAUAAGCUUGAAAACGGCAUAAAAAGCGGGAACAUAAAGUCUUACAAUUUAUCAGUGCUUGUAAGAGAUGUUUUUAACAACUCAGUAUUUCGUUUGUAGCUUUAACGACAGCCUUCAAUUUUUAGGACUGCUUUGUGCUCUCACAUUGGUGUCUAGUGUGAGAUAGUAUUGAAACUUGGCUCUGUUGGAUGUUUUUUGGUGAUGCUAUCUCAAAUUCUUCUGGCUCUCGGUUUGUAAAAUUGCAUGCAGAGUAAGUUCCGAAAUCAACGCGAUUCAAAGAUUUAUGUUGCGAGUACAAUAAACUUCUUUUAUUAGUCACUUUAGAAUGAGUGCUCAUAUGUCAAAGGGUCAGAGGUCAUUGUAAAUAUUGUCACCUAGAUGUUUUCUCGUGUGGUCUUAGAAGAAAUCAGAAGGAUGUUGUGUGUUACCUUGUAUCUUGCAAUUUCGUCUUCUUUUGAGGAUGGGUAGUUUAUUAAGAGAGACAAAUUAGUUGUCCUUCACCUAAAAACUUUCUGUUGGAAGAAAUCCAAAAUGCUCACUUUAAUCGCUCAGCCCUG
Messenger RNA from Rhopilema esculentum, 3332 nucleotides. RefSeq lists its product as uncharacterized. NCBI's taxonomy places the organism in Eukaryota, Metazoa, Cnidaria, Scyphozoa, Rhizostomeae, Rhizostomatidae. The record is from RefSeq and is a predicted model, not a curated record.